Amphibalanus amphitrite is the source of this 1764-nucleotide messenger RNA. RefSeq lists its product as uncharacterized. The transcript is spliced from 3 exons. Lineage: Eukaryota; Metazoa; Arthropoda; Thecostraca; Balanomorpha; Balanidae. The record is from RefSeq and is a predicted model, not a curated record. Bases 139 to 1134 code for a protein of 331 amino acids.
CUGCGACGUGGCUCAUCGCAGUAGUGGCAAGUCUCCAUCGUAAGUAACCACCAGGAGCUGGGCACACUCGCAGCAGCAACAGUGGUAGCAUCAGCAUCAGCAUCAGCAGCAGCAGCAGCAGCAGCAGCAGCAGCAGGGAUGGCGUCCUCGGUCCGGCUAAGUUUGCUGGCGCUCGGAGCUGGGCUGCUGAUGAUAGGUCGCAUCUCUGCCCAGACUCGCUCCAGUAGCGUCUCUGUUCAGACAAUCAACAACGCUGACAGUCUGGAGUCAACUUUUGCUGUAUUGGGGUGGCGCCAGUGCCUUCCUAUGGAUUUUAACUCGUCGCCAUCAUGGUACUCGGCUAAGGAGUGCAACAGCAAAGUCACGAACGGCGGUGGUGUGCCUGCCGAGUGCGCCGGCGUCCCGGCGCUCGUGCAGUUAUACAACUGUUUGGCUCAUAGUCGGUAUCAAGUGGACACCGUUGACGGAAACCUAUGCUUCAACGUCACCCUGAAGGAAAGCCUGCUGCUCUCCUACUCCAAAGACGCGAGCUGGCAUGACGCCCAGGAGAACAGGGACGUCGCCUGCCGCCUGAUGUCGUCUGCCGCGCUGAAACCACGGCAGCAGGCCGUCUACAGCUACCUCUGCGCACGCUUCUCCUUAUUUGCCGACUGCGAAAGUCAGCGCAGCCAGACGCCAGACGACCUGGACGACGUGAGUCUGACACAGCGCAUCAGCUUCCUGCAAGGAAACUGCCCGAUGAGCCCUAACAGCAUGCUGGAUGCUUUCGGCGAGAUAACUGGACACACCAACAUGGAAUGCGGCCAGAGACCGAACAGCGAGACUUUGAAAGAACAGUAUUACGACGCCAUCAAACACGUCAGCUGCCUCCUGCAGGACUUCAUUGGCGACGACGACCACCUGAAUUUUUACGGUCUGGUGGACGCCCUGGCCAAGAAGUUCGGCGGCUACUGGUCGGUUCCUCUGCAGUGGCUGGACGACAGCUGCAGUCCGCUAGCACUCAACAUUCCUGAGAUCACUGUCAACCAGUUCAUCGACUGCUGGGCCUCCCGCGGCCUGGCCUACUGCGCCUUCUCAGAUGCCAAUCUGCUGGCACUGGAUAUGCCCGAGUCUUGUGCUAUUGUCGCAUACUAGUCAAACCAGAAUACGGCCGAUGUGGAAAGAAACUUAGGUUUUCUGAAUGAAGAGAAAUGGCAUGGACCCAGUGAGCCUUGAGCUUGUUCUGGGUGUGUUAUUCAAUCUAUAACCAACGAGAUCAUAGCUCCGUGCGAUAGUCUGAAGUCUGAACAAUAAUUCCUGUACGAACCUGCAUUUUGACGUGAGCAAUCUCUUGAGCGUAGGGACGCUCUAUGAAAAGGCAUUAUGUUUAUGACAUGGUCCAUGAUGAUUAUUCCGAUGCUCUGCCUACGGGAAAACUUAUAACCGUAUUUAUUGUACGCAACUUUGGGUGUUUAUUGUUUGUUCUCUUCGUAAGGCAGCCUCGGGAACGGAUCAGGACAGCCAAUAAAUUUUGUUCAUAGUCCGCUUACUUUUCAUAGGCCAAACCGUGUUGCAACAAACGGUGAAUCGUUGUCAACAUCGUAUUUUUUUGCCAGCAUUAGGGGCAAUGGAUGAAAUAACUUCUCCUAGACACCGUGCGCAAUGAAGCUUGACACUGGUGUGCACUGUGCAGGUUUGUUGAUUGUCGGCAAACAUCUGAUGUCUCCUAAAUGUAUUCAUAGUAUCCCAUGCACGUCUGCCCCUAAGAAACUGCAGUCCUCUCAG